Molecule: messenger RNA, 1526 nt
Organism: Tribolium madens (black flour beetle)
Lineage: Eukaryota; Metazoa; Arthropoda; Insecta; Coleoptera; Tenebrionidae
Product: lipid droplet-regulating VLDL assembly factor AUP1-like
Exons: 5
Coding region: 117-1349 (410 amino acids)
Cellular component (GO): membrane
Molecular function (GO): ubiquitin binding
Source: RefSeq, a predicted model, not a curated record
GAUUCCACGAGCCGCCCAUGUUUUUUGAAGACGUCACGUCAAAUGUCACAAACCUAACCUUCUGUUAUGUUAUUUAGCGUAAAAUCUUAAGAUAAUUUUGUUUUUGUUAUGUGAAAAUGCCAAAUAAUAUUGAAAUUAAGCAACUUUUUUGUUUCAAAAGGUUUCCAGCAAAUGAGUUGAAGAUUUUGUUCCUAGUGCUUUACUUACCUGUUGGAAUAAUCCUGUUUAUUUUAAGAACAAUAUUAGCUUUGAGUGUCGUUUUAAUUGGAUGUUGUUUAUCAGACACUCGGAUUAUUCAUAAACUUGUCAAUAAAUUUGCAUGUUUAACAUUAGGUAUAACAGUCACAGUAGAAAAUCCAGACAAAAAAGAAAAUGUAGAAGUGUAUAUUAGCAAUAAUGUAUCGAUUUUUGAUCAUUUGGCUGUUCAUACGGCAACAGGAUCGGUCUCACCUGGCGCUCAAAUGCACCCAUCCUUGGCUAGAGGCUUAGGAAUUCACUAUUUUGGUAGUCAAACAAAUUUAGAAAGUUUUAAGAAAAACCUAGUUGACUUUUUAUCUGAGCAACAAGUUCCAAUACAUUUCACACCUGAAGAAAAAAUCACAAAUGGCAAAGCACUUCUAAAGUUCAAAAGCUACCCAUUUUCUCUAACAAAUAAAGUGCAACCUGUUUGUAUCAGCAUUGAACGCCCUUUUCUAGACCUAUCUGUUACGACUUUAGGCGCAUCUUAUUGGACUGACGUUUUAUUUUACAUGUUUUCGCCCCUUACUAACUAUAAAUUAAAAUUUUUGCCGCCCCUCGAAAAAAAGUCCCUAGUGGAGACUGAGUAUUCAGAAGUCGUACGCCAAAAUAUCGCAUCGGCCCUUAAGGUGGAGACUCCUGAAUUUACGGCUGCCGAUCUCUUGGAGUGGGAGAAACGCCAACUAGUUGAACAACAGAGAGGAGCGCCACCUGUGCCUAGACCUAGCGUCGAUAGCGAAGUCAGGAGAAUGGCGACUCAAGUAAAAGAAGUGCUGCCACAUGUGCCAUUAAACGCAAUUUACAAGGACUUGAACAAAACACGAAAUGUAGACACAACUAUUACGAAUAUCUUAGAAGGCCGAAUUCACUUUGUGCCAGAACAGGUCAAUUCUACCUCCAACAAUCCUCAACCUUCCACUUCUAUAGCAUCUGGCACAAAAAUGACGCCUUCGACUUCGGCUAGCGACAGGGAUUUGUUCAAUACAGCUGCAUCGUCUUUCCCCAGAUCUGCCCAUGAGAGAACCAAGUCAUUUCAGGAGAGAAAAGAACAACUUAUUGCUAAUGCUAGAAGGCGUUAUAUUGAAAAACAUAACUUAAAUAUACCGUUUUAGGAUGAUUUUUUAACUUUUUGUAGUUAAGUUCUUAUGGCUCUGGAGUUUGAGGCACAUUUUCAGAAAUUGUUUUAAGUUUAAGUUUGGCGGUUCUUUUGCGGUUUUUACUACUUAAACUGUAAAUAUUGUUAUUUAUUUUUGGUUGCAAUACAAUAAACAUUUCAUUACACGCCAUAA